This is a messenger RNA of Cimex lectularius (bed bug), 2565 nucleotides long. Its product is annotated as hormone receptor 4-like. The transcript has 14 exons. NCBI's taxonomy places the organism in Eukaryota, Metazoa, Arthropoda, Insecta, Hemiptera, Cimicidae. Gene Ontology annotation, biological process: regulation of DNA-templated transcription. Gene Ontology annotation, molecular function: sequence-specific DNA binding; zinc ion binding; DNA-binding transcription factor activity. The record is from RefSeq and is a predicted model, not a curated record. The coding region runs from base 86 to 2086 and encodes 666 amino acids.
UUUGUCCUUUUUAUUUUCAGGAGAAAGCGCGGCGGAGACAAGCACCUCAUCUCCGGAUUUUGGUGGACCGGGGUCCCCAUGUAAGAUGGAACCGCCCUCGGUUACGCCGCCUCCCAUUUCCAGCAACCCCGACGAAUUCAGCGAACAGUGUUGUGCGUCGUCGCCGGAUUUGGGGGGCGCGUCAUCACCCCGGAAAAUCGAACCGCCCUCAACGCCACCACCUUCAACAAGAAUGAACGGGAUGCCGGAGAAAGCGGCCUGCGGAGAAAUCGAACUUGUUCAACCUUUGAUUAAACUUUGGGGUUUGUCACCUGAAUGCGGUGGAAGAAAGGGAGGCGAGGUAAGGGUGAAGGAGGAGCUCGUGUUCGACGGAGGAGGCCCUGCGCCCGCCACGAGUGGUAGUGGCUAUUGGCCUCCUCAGCAACAACAACAACAACAGCCGCAGCAACACCAGGCACAGCAGCAGAACCCUCGGGUGAACGGCGUGAGGCACGAACUGAUCGGAAACGAGAUGAGGCCUCCACAAGCGCCGACACCUAGGCCAGCACCUACGGUCCUCAUGGGGGAAGUCGGCGGUGUGAGGACGAUGGUAUGGUCCCAACCGGCACCCGCUGAACAGCCCACCACUUCCUCAUGGCCUCCUCCCAACCAAGAAGAGACUGCAGCUCAACUACUCCUUACCCUUGGUCAAGAGACGAGCCCGAACACGACAGGCACUCGGGCACUGAACAUGGAGAGACUCUGGGCAGGAGACCUGUCCCAGUUGCCCGGGGCUCAGCAGAUCACCGCGCUCAACCUGUCCUGGGCGAAACAGCAGCCGACCAAGCCGGACGACCACGAGGACGACGAGCAGCCCAUGAUCUGCAUGAUCUGCGAGGACAAGGCGACCGGCCUCCACUACGGAAUCAUCACUUGCGAGGGUUGUAAAGGGUUUUUCAAAAGGACGGUACAAAACAGGAGGGUUUAUACAUGCGUAGCUGACGGUGUUUGUGAAAUAACCAAGGCACAGAGGAACCGGUGUCAGUACUGCAGGUUCAAAAAGUGCAUAGAACAAGGGAUGGUCCUCCAAGCUGUCAGAGAAGACAGGAUGCCUGGAGGAAGGAAUUCCGGAGCCGUUUAUAACUUGUACAAAGUUAAAUACAAAAAGCACAAGAAAUCUGUGCGAAACGGACAGAUUAAAAGUGUGAAUGAGAAAGGAAAGCCAGCCAUAAGUCCAGAACAUAGCAUACCACCACAUCUGGUCAACGGAACCAUUUUAAAGACUGCACUUACCAAUCCCAGUGAAGUUGUCCAUUUAAGACAAAGGUUGGACAAUGCUGUGAGUUCUUCUAGAGAUUGGGCACUACCUAUUGACGCGACACUGUCCAUGAUACAGACUUUAAUAGACUGCGAUGAGUUCCAAGACAUCGCAACCCUAAGAAACCUCGAUGAUCUCUUAGAGCAUAAAUCUGACCUUUCUGACAAGUUGAUGCAGAUCGGUGACUCGAUAGUAUACAAGCUAGUUCAAUGGACCAAGAGAUUACCCUUCUACCUUGAACUCCCAGUUGAGGUUCAUACGAGGCUAUUAACGCACAAAUGGCAUGAGUUGUUGGUUCUCACUACAUCUGCAUAUCAGGCAAUUCAUGGUGCACAUAAGUUGGCUAGUACCGGCUCUGAUGGAACUGAAGCUCACUUCACUCAAGAGGUCUCAAAUAACCUUUGUACGCUGCAGACAUGCCUUACAUCGAUGAUGGGCCGACCAAUCACAAUGGACCAACUGCGGCAGGACGUAGGGCUGAUGGUUGAAAAAAUCACUCAUGUAACGCUCAUGUUCAGACGGAUUAAGCUUACAAUGCAGGAAUACGUCUGUCUAAAAGUCAUUAUUAUGCUUAACCCAGCAAGAGGAGGUUCAAACGAGUUGGAAGCGAUUCAAGAAAGAUACAUGACUUGUUUGAGGACUUAUGUUGAACACAAUUCGCCAAAUAACCCAAACCGAUUUCACGACCUUCUCGUAAGACUGCCAGAGGUCCAGUCCGCUGCAUCGUUACUCCUGGAGAGUAAAAUGUUUUAUGUCCCAUUCCUCCUCAACUCAACAAUCCAGAGGUAGUUGGUGCUAGCAGAACUGAAAUCAAUGCUACUUAGUGUAUCAAUUCUUCAAAUAAAAUUUUAAAGGAAAAACUGAAAGUGCUAACAGACAAAGUUAUAUACAUUUGUAUAUAUUGUGCAUAUAACUGAUUUUUCAUGGGUGGGGAUGGGGGAAGGGGGGCUUGUGCGAAUGUAUUUUUUUGUGGUGUAAACUGACCAAAGUAAUUUUUAAAAAACCAAAAACUCUCAAAGAGUUUUGCCUUAGUCCCCUAUUUUUUUUCCAAGCCGUUGUGAUUUAAUUAGAAAAAAGAAAACAAACAAAAUGCUGAUUCCUAUAAAUAAAAUUGUUACCAUAUGUUAAUGCGCCAUUGUUCUUUUUCUUUUUAAUUUACCAUCAAGUGAGAUGAUCUAGUGAAUCAAGUUGGAAAAUUUCCCGAUUACCCUGAUGCCAUUUUUAUUUUUGAAUUUUAUUGAUUUUAAAAAAAAAAAAAAAAAAAAAAA